AUGACACAGUCCACCACUGCCAAACGCGGUCGCGUAUCCGACAAACUUAGAGAGAUCGGCUCGUGUCUAGAGCUCGUUCCAAUGGACCCACAUUUCAGUAGCGUUUCCGUAGGACUCUACUAUAGGGACGGAAUCUGCACCGUGUGGAGUUUCAGCCAAGUCGAAGGAAUCGAGGGCCGCCUCAGAGACAUUCGCGACCAGAUGGUCCGACUCGGCGGAGUUCAGCCGGUGGAGGGAUCGGACAACCAGUUCAUCUUUCCAUGCGGUGUGAUACACAUGAGGCCGGUCAAAUUCCUGCUCACACAGGCCGUUACUAAGCCGCCGGACUUCGCCCUCCCCCAAGGGUCCAUGACGAUCAAGGACUCCAAGUCCGCCUUGAUGCUGUCCGUUGCCGGUGGGCGCACGGAUGACGGGUUCGCCUACCAGGUCUCUGGAGAAGGUGAAGUGAGGAACCCCGCACUGAGGUUGCGAAUGGUGGUCGCUGGCUUCGUGAGAUACGGCGAGAUGGAGAAGGUGGGCGAUACCGAGGUGGCUUUCUCCUGCUGCUGGCAGCACGAUGAACUGGUGCGGCUCCUUCUGCCAUACUCCCGCAACAUCAGUGCCGUGGAGUCGAUGCUGGAGGCCGAGGCCACCAGAGGCCAAAUGACGACAAGUACUCUGGGUUUCACGCCGCUAUAG
Messenger RNA from Geodia barretti, 678 nucleotides. Lineage: Eukaryota; Metazoa; Porifera; Demospongiae; Tetractinellida; Geodiidae. The record is from the annotation of a GenBank genome assembly.